Messenger RNA from Ilyonectria robusta, 882 nucleotides. RefSeq lists its product as uncharacterized. Gene Ontology annotation, biological process: positive regulation of transcription by RNA polymerase II. NCBI's taxonomy places the organism in Eukaryota, Fungi, Ascomycota, Sordariomycetes, Hypocreales, Nectriaceae. Gene Ontology annotation, molecular function: transcription cis-regulatory region binding; DNA-binding transcription factor activity. The coding region runs from base 1 to 882 and encodes 293 amino acids. Gene Ontology annotation, cellular component: nucleus. The record is from RefSeq and is a predicted model, not a curated record. The transcript has 2 exons.
AUGGUGGUGGUCGACGAUGCGAACAAUGGAUGGCGGCACCUCAUCCUACCCAUGGCACAUACGAGCGAGGUGAUGAUGAGUGCUGUCUUGGCCGCCUCGGCAUUCCAUCUCAGCGGUAGAGAUGCGAGCCAAACCAUCGCCGACCCGCACAAACUAUACGGACAAGCGAUCCAAGAACUUCAACGCAGGAGGGACCUUACGGGGUGCGACCGAAAGGCUAAGCAAGUCGUCAUUCUAGCGAUAGUGGUUCUUCUCGUGGCGGUCAUGAUUAACGGAUGCUCUGACUUCCCAAUCAUCUUCCAGAUGUUGGAGUCAGCUCUCGAUGCCGUUGGCGGCGAGGGUGGGCUCCUGGACGGAAGUGAAAUGGCCAAAUUUUCACUACGCCAAAUUCGCAAAUUGCGUGUCUACGCGGCGCCGUUACUCAGCCAAGAUGCUGGGCUGCACGCAAUGAUAUACCGAGCAGAGGAAAGCUUCGAUUGCCUCCACUACUACGAUAGGCUGCACCCGAAGCAAUCGCCCAUGUUUAAAGCCAUCGCCAAUAUCAGACAGCAAGCAUUCAAUAUAUAUCUCGAUCGCGUGCUGUCAAAAGAUGUCGGCUCUGUACCAGAGGGGGCGAUCGAUCGAUUCAUCACUUCGGUUCAGGCAUUCCCGGAAGGGACACCGGGCGAACAUGUGCUCAUCUGGCCCGUGUUCAUAGCUGCGUCUGAGAGCAGCACCCUCGAACACCAGCAGGUAUUUGAAGAGUUUCUGGAGAGACAGUACCACCGAAACGGAUUCUUCAACAUCCUGAGAGGUUUGGAGCUUCUCAGGAAGAUUUGGGCGCGAACUAAUAGCGAGGACUGGCCAGCACUGCUUCCGGAACCACAAGUCUUUAUCAUGUAA